AGUCAAUCUAUUGUAUCUUGGUUUGACGACGGAACUCAAAUCGGUGCCGUGAAAGCAGGCGAAGCAGCGUGACAGCAACGACGGACGUAUGAACCUGUUCGCUUUCGCGUAGCAGGGUAGCCCUCUCCGUAGACACAGAAGGUCGCAAGGCUUUCCAGCAAUAGACCCUGACCCUGUUUAGUGGGAAACUGGAUCCUCAAUAUUAUUUUGAGGGUGGUGAUGCUCUCAAUAUGAGCGAAGAAAGUAGAGUUGACACUCAGCAUAAGGGUCAUUGGAAGCAAAUGGGGUGUGAUGAAAGGAUGGCAGCAGUUCAUGAAGAAAUGAAGAGGAUGAAUCAGCUUCCUGCAAACAGCACAUAUGCAACUCAUCGCUUGCGUGUUCUCAACAAAAUAAUGCAACUAAUGUCAAUCCAGAGAACUGCAUCACAGGAAGAAGAGUUGGACUUACUUUUUUCUAGGCUCUCUCUGUGAAUAAAUAUCAGACUUUUCUGGGCUGUGAGAAACCACAAUAUUGUGGGUACUGUAUCCCCAAUAAUCAUGGCUAAGGCACUUGCACAUCACUUUGCUGCUUGUGGAAGGCGUUUCUAUUUUAUGCAGAUGUGUAGGGCAUCGCAUUGUCUUAUGUACACAAUUCUCUUCCUCUUCUCUGCAGUCUUAGUGUCUCUUUGUCUUUGAUAGUAAGUGUAAUCAAAAGCAGUAGAUACAUGGGAUGGUCAGAAUCAUUCUUUCUGUUUGAAUUUAUGGAAUCCUCUUAUUCAUUCUUCUCUCCAAUCUUAUUGUACCAAACAACCUUUUGUAUUCAAUGGCAAGUGCAAUCAAAUGCAGUAGAUACAUGAGAUGGUCAGAAUCA
Malania oleifera is the source of this 849-nucleotide messenger RNA. RefSeq lists its product as uncharacterized. The coding region runs from base 231 to 470 and encodes 79 amino acids. NCBI's taxonomy places the organism in Eukaryota, Viridiplantae, Streptophyta, Magnoliopsida, Santalales, Ximeniaceae. The record is from RefSeq and is a predicted model, not a curated record. The transcript has 4 exons.